Messenger RNA from Eimeria mitis, 2568 nucleotides. RefSeq lists its product as uncharacterized. The record is from RefSeq and is a predicted model, not a curated record. Lineage: Eukaryota; Apicomplexa; Conoidasida; Eucoccidiorida; Eimeriidae. The coding region runs from base 1 to 2568 and encodes 855 amino acids. The transcript has 3 exons.
AUGCAUGCAGAGACAGACGCUAUAGAGCUCGCCAACAUACACCGUCUGGUGGCUUCAGUAGCAGCAAACAAGGCCCCGCUUCAUGCUGCUGAUGACAGCAGCAGCAGCAGCAGCAGCAGCAGCAGCAACAGCAGCAGCAGCAGCAACAGCAGCAGCAGCAACUCAGCGGGGACGCCUACUUCGAGAGGCAAGAGAACCGCCAGCUGCAACAAGCAUGCUGCUGCUGCUGACAGCUGCAGCCCUGCUGCAGACAGCAACAGCAACAGCAGCAGCAGCAGCAGCACGAACAGCAGCAGCAGCACGAACAGCAGCAGCAGCAGCAACAACAGCUGCAGCACAAGCAACAAGGAGAGUCCUCACAAGCUGAGUCCCCAUGAUCAGCAGCAGCAGCAGCAGCCCCAGCAGCAGCAACAGCAACCGCAGCAGCAGCAGCAGCAGCAGCAGCAGCAAGACAUACCUGCUUCUUCUUCUUUUCGUCAGGGUUAUGUUACUGCCCCCAUGCAGCGACACCAGGCGCUGCAGCAGCUGCGGGGGGGGCUGAGAGCAGCAGUAACAGACGCAGCAAGUGAAGGUUUGCUUGUAUACUUUUUCUCUCCCUGCACCAGCAGCAGCAGCAGCAGCAACAGCAGCAGCAGCAGCAGCAGCAGUGGGAGUCCUCACAAGCUGAGUCCCCAUGAUCAGCAGCAGCAGCAGCAGCCCCAGCAGCAGCAACAGCAACCACAGCAGCAGCAGCAGCAGCAGCAGCAGCAGCAGCAGCAGCAAGACAUACCUGCUUCUUCCUCUUUUCGUCAGGGUUAUGUCACUGCGCCCAUGCAGCGACACCAGGCGCUGCAGCAGCUGCGGGGGGGGCUGCGAGCAGCAGUAACAGACGCAGCAAGCGAAGGUUUGCUUGUAUACUUUUUCUCUCCCUGCACCAGCAGCAGCAGCAGCAGCAGCAGCAGCAGCAGCAGUGGUGCUUUUGUGCUGCGUUGUGGUUUGCUGCUGGAAUAUAUAGCAGAUGGCGAUGCAUGCUUAUCGUGGGCGUUUGUUGCUCGGGGCUUGUCUGCUGCAGCAGAGAAGCUGCUGCUGCUGCUGCUGCUGCUGUUUUCUGCUGCUAUCUUUCUUAUAGAUAUGCCUUAUACACUCAGCAGCAGCCUGCAGCAGAUACACCGCAAGGCCCCCUUCCCGCUGCAGCCUGCUCGGGUGUAUAGGCAGCUCCUGGCCGAGCAGCAGAUGCUGAUGCCGCUGCUGCAGCAGCACUGCAACGUACGCUUCGUUCCUGCUCCCGCUGCUGCAGCAGCAGCAGCUGCUGCUGCUUCUGCACCAGCAGCAGCAACAGCAACAGCAGCAGCAGCAAAUGCAACCCCGCGAAACGCUGCCGAGAAGCAUGCAGCAGCAGCAGCAGCAGCAGGAGACUCGACAGCAGCACCAGCAGCAAGUGCAUCAUCAUCAGCAGCAGCAGCCGCAGCACGAGAAUCAGCAGCAGCAGCAGCUGCUGCAGCAGCAGCAGCAGCAGCAGCAGAAGGUGUAUGUUGCAUUCCUUCUUUGCCUGUGAACCUUCGCUGCAGGCUUACAGCUGACUCAAGCGAUCUGCUGCUGUGCCCGCGGCCGCUGCUGCUGCUGCUGCAGGAGGAGCCUUUCUCUCGGUGGCUGCUGCACCGGGAGCCAGACUGCCCGGAAGCAGCAGCAGCAGCAGCAGCAGCAGCAGCAGAUGCUGCAGCAAAAAAAGCAGAAAGAAACAGCAGCAGCAGCAGAAAAAAACGCCGCAGCGACACACCAAACGGCGCGUCUACAAAAGCCCAACAACAACAGCAGCAGCAGCAGCAGCAGCAGCAGCAGCAGCAGCAGCAGCAGCGGCAGCAGCAGCGACGAGCUGCUGCUCUUGCUGCUGCUGGGUUUACAGCAGACGGACAGGUAGCACACGAUAACCUAAGAGAUGCUUCCCGCUGCUGCUGCGCGCAGCAGCAGCAAUGGUCGCGGCGUGUAGCCAUCAUAGAUGCAGCAGAAGCAGACGGACAGGUAGCACACGAUAACCUAAGAGAUGCUUCCCGCUGCUGCUGCGCGCAGCAGCAGCAGUGGUCGCGGCGUGUGGCCAUCAUAGAUGCAGCAGAGCUAGCUCUGAAGAUAAUACCUGAGCUGCUAGACCUGCAGCAGCAGCAGCAGCAGCAGCAGCAGCAGCAGCAGCAGCAGCAAGAGCAGCAGCAGCAGCAGCAGCAGCAGCAGGGGGGGAAGCAGCAGGUGCAGCAGCAGCAGCAUCAGAAAGGAUGUAUUGGGUGGGCUCCCAGCGCAGAGCUGCAGCAGGGGCUGCAGCAGCUGCAGCAUAAGGAGCAGAUGAUCAGCAGCAGCAGCAGCAGCAGCAGCAGCAGCAGCGGGAGAGGAAACCCGCAUGCAUGCAUCCGUGUCUGCGAGGAGCUGCUGCGGCUGCAGGGGACACAUAAACAUAUAAAAAGAUGCAGAGCCAUGCUUGCUGCUGUACGUACACAGCAGCAGCAGCAGCAGCAGCAGCAGCAGCAGCAGCAGGAAGCAGCAGCAAGAACUGGUGCUGCUGCUGCUGUUGGCCGCAAGCGGUGCAGCCACCAAAAGAAGUAA